Molecule: messenger RNA, 1377 nt
Organism: Perognathus longimembris pacificus (Pacific pocket mouse)
Lineage: Eukaryota; Metazoa; Chordata; Mammalia; Rodentia; Heteromyidae
Product: vomeronasal type-2 receptor 116-like
Exons: 4
Coding region: 1-1377 (458 amino acids)
Biological process (GO): G protein-coupled receptor signaling pathway
Cellular component (GO): membrane
Molecular function (GO): G protein-coupled receptor activity
Source: RefSeq, a predicted model, not a curated record
AUGGAGGGCGGCCGAGUAGAUGGGGUUUCCAUAGAAACUGACGAAGCGGAGCAGGGAGCACUGGCUCAGGACAGGCAGGAUGGCAAAGAGCUGGGCAUCAGUCAGGUCACAGAGUUCCAGGCCUGGGUCUCCAGGAAUCCUGCUGGAGACCAGGUGAUUUUAGAUGACAGAAGAAAAUUGGAGGCCGAUUAUGACAUUGUGAACACUUGGAAUAUUCCACAAGGCCUUGAUCUUAAGGUGAAAAUAGGACAGUUUUCUCCAUUUGCUCUACAUGAUCAUCAACUAUCUUUAUCUGAAGAUUUGGUAGAGUGGGCCGUAGAAACUACAGAGCCUGUUCUUUCUGUCUGCAGUGAGAGUUGUGGUCCUGGAUUCAGGAAAUCCCUGCAGGAGGGAAAGGCUGCCUGUUGCUUUGAUUGUACCCCUUGCACAGAGAAUGAGAUGGCUAAUGGGACAGACAUGGAGCAGUGUGUGAAGUGUCCAGAUCACCAGUAUGCCAACACACAGAGAAACCAGUGCCUCCUAAGAUCUGCAAGCUUCCUGGCUUAUGGGGAGCCAUUGGGGAUGGCCUUGGCCUGCAUGGCUCUUGGUUUAUCUACAGUCACUGCAGCUGUUCUUGGGGUCUUUGUGAAACAUCACAACACCCCCAUUGUCAAGGCGAAUAACCAGGCUCUCAGCUACACCAUGCUCCUCUCCCUCAUCUUCUGUUUCCUCUGUUCCUUGCUCUUUAUUGGCCGUCCCAACACAGUCACAUGUAUUCUACAGCAAACCACAUUUGGAGUUGUAUUCACUGUCGCUGUUUCUGCUGUUUUGGCCAAAACUCUAACUGUGGUUCUGGCCUUCAAAGUCACUACUCCAGGGAGAAGUAUCAGGUGGCUGCUGGUGUCAGGGGCUCCUAACUUCAUCAUUCCCCUCUGCACCCUGAUUCAGGUGACUCUCUGUGGGAUCUGGCUGGGAACCUCCCCACCUUUUAUUGAAACAGACAUACACUCUGAACAUAGCCACAUCAUCAUCCUGUGUAACAAGGGCUCCUUCAUGGCCUUCUACUCUGUCUUGGGAUACCUGGACUCCCUGGCCCUGGCCAGCUUCACUGUGGCUUUCCUGGCCAGGAACCUGCCUGACACCUUCAAUGAAGCCAAGUUCCUGACCUUCAGCAUGCUGGUGUUCUGCAGUGUGUGGCUCACCUUCCUGCCUGUCUACCACAGUGCCAAGGGCAAGAUCAUGGUGGCUGUGGAGGUCUUCUCCAUCUUGGCCUCCAGUGCAGGGCUUCUGGGCUGCAUCUUUGUCCCCAAGUGCUACAUCAUCUUGAUAAGGCCUGAUAUAAAUUUUGUGCAUGGCUUUAGGGACAGAAAAUGCCCUGGGCACAUUAAGCCCUCCUAA